Messenger RNA from Misgurnus anguillicaudatus (oriental weatherfish), 2750 nucleotides. RefSeq names its product sterile alpha motif domain-containing protein 3-like. Lineage: Eukaryota; Metazoa; Chordata; Actinopteri; Cypriniformes; Cobitidae. The record is from RefSeq and is a predicted model, not a curated record.
AGGGUACGGUUGGGGUCCAUUUGUGACCACUUAGGGUACAAAUGGUGAAGUUGUACCCUCAGUGGGUCAUAGUUGCACCUUAUGGUACUAAAAUGUACCAUUUAGGAAUAAAAAAGGUACAAAAAGGUUUCAAACAGUCAGAGGGUCCAUAUUUGGACCAUUUAAUCUCCAAACAAAGGUACAAUCACUUGUGUAAGCAGUUUCUUAAUAUUAUUGUCUCUGGGUCACAAAACGUAGUUUUUAACAAUAUUUCAGGCGAUAAUAUAUAUGUAUAAUAUUCACAUCUGCACUCAUUUAGUAAAGAUAGCGCCUUUUAAAAAAAAUUAUUAGACAAAUUCGGAAAUACCAGCGGGCGGCAGUGUUCGUUCACCUGUUGAGCUGAUCUUGGCCACUCCUAUCAUUUGCUGCUGGCCUGGCUCUGACGUUUCUGUGUCUGACGGUCAAAAAUUAAAUUAAAUUUGUUUUGGGUAUAUCUAACCAACGGUAUGGUCUCAUUAAUCUAUUAUUUGUACAGAAUAAUGAAUGAAUCAGUUUAAAAAUAAAAAAUGUUGCUUAUAACUGUCAGCGGUGACGUCACACAACGUGUUUAUACCGGUUUAAGCUUUUUAGAGACUGUCACCCGAAACAUGUUUAAAAGAUACUUUUAUAUAUAUUUAAUUUAAAAUUGGACAUACGUUUCUUUUAUUGCAAAAUGUGAAAUAUGGUUAAUAUAAAUGUUUACAGCCGUUUUUCUUCGAAUUUGUGUCGUCCAAUGGGGUUGAACCCCGCGAAGCGUUACUACGCAAACAAUUUGGGACAACGACAGUUACUCGACAAAAUGGCGGUAUCACUUCAGUCACUAUCGACGGAGGAUAUUCUACAAAAAUUAAACGAAGCUGGAAUUCAUGUCACCCAAGACGAAGCACAGAAAUUCAGAGAGAAUGAGGUUGAUGGUGAAACAAUAGAUUGUGGCCUUACAGAAAACAUGGUUUCAUACUUAUUUGAAGGCUCCUUUAAAAAACAAGCUAAGUUUAACAAAUUUGUACGUGAGAUGAAGGAGGUGGUGACAAUAACUUUAGAGCCAGUGCCAGCAGAGAACUAUCAAGACACUUCAUCUACUGAAAUAAAUGCAACAAGUGGUCGACUGCCUGCUGAGUUUUCGAUUCCACCCUUUCCUAAAGAUCUUCAGGCUAAGCUUGAUAACAAAGAACCAUGCCAGAAAUCAUCCAAGGAGAGACACAAAAUCGUUAGAGUUCUCCAUGAAGCCAUGAUAGCACACACAAUGUAUCCAACCAAUGCAGAAUAUGUGCAGGUGGCGAAAGCACUUAUUGUGAAAUACCCUUUCCUAAAGGAUCUUGAAGGGAAUGGCUAUCACACUUGGCACCAAUCCCUCAAACGGAAAUUUAAAGCUGAGCGUGCACCUCUGGUCCAUGAUGACGAGGUAAGAAAAAGUAAGGACAAGUUUGGGUGCAAAAGACUGAGGCCCACUGAACAAUCUUCAACAGCGUGUCACAGAUCUAAUUAUGGGGAGAUUGUUGUCAUUGGUGAGGAUGCAUCCUCUAUUGAGGGUCAUGUAAAUGUCCUGCAAAUCCAGUACAGCAAGAUGCGACCAGACACCUUGGUGGUCAAAGACCGAAUGCAGCGAACUUUUGCAUGGCGAAGAAGGGAGAUUAGAGAUGGAAUGACUGUGGAGGAUAUACUUAAGAAAUACCCUUUCCUAAAAACACCAUCUGGGUUGUGUGAUGAGGUUGACAGAAUGCAUUCAUCAACUGUCAGCUUAAGCCAGCGCUUCAGGGAGGGGUUUACCAGUCUUGUGCCAAAGGUGCUUCAGCUUGUUCAAAAAAAUGCUCCACUUGCCAAAAUCUACAAAGAAGCAAGAGAUGAGAUGCUUGCAGAAGAUCUACCAGAUGCUGACUUUCGUGCUGCACUGAUUCUGCUGCCUCACAUCUUUAAAGAGAAAGCAGAGAGAUUUGUCACACUGGGAGAGUGUGAUGCUGAUACUCCAUACCCAACUAUACAGUUGGUUGAAACUGACUGGAAAACAGCUUUCUCCAAAAGGGUUCAAGUUCUUGUCAAAGUGGAUCGAGUGGAGGUGUGCCGGGGAAUGGGAGUUGAAGAAGGGAUAAUUGCAGCCUUCAGUGCUUACUAUGUUUUCAACUUGGCUUAUCCACCCUGCAUGAAGAAUACACUGACUUUCUUGCAGCAUGCCAUAGCCAAGAUCAUUGAGGUGGGUGGCAAGCCCCUUCCAAUAACUGUCACCCGAAUAAUCAAUAUCCUGUGCUGAACAUGCCACAACCAUAUCGAUGCACAAGGUGCAGAAGAAAAACCUUCACCUUAAUGAAACUAAUUCAACAUGUUGGUCUGGUUCACAACCACGAACCCAAUUUCAAUAUCGUAUGUGGACUAAAUAGCUGUAAGUCAUCUUUUACUGUAUACGAGUCAUUCAGACGUCAUGUCUAUCGUAAACAUAGGAAACUUGUUGUACCUCAUGAUGAUUUGGAUGGUUCUGAACACAUGGACACUGACAAUGAUUUUGAGAACAUGGACUGUUACAGUGAUCUGGAGAAUACCAAUGAUUCUGACAAUACCAAUGAUCCACUGCCUUGGCCAGAAGAAAUGUCUCCACCUAGUAAGAAUGAGCUUUUGAAAAACUUUAAAGAAAAUCUCUUCAGUUUUGUUCUUAAAUGUAGAGAAAAAAAUCACAUUCCACAGACUGUCCAGCAGGAAAUAGUUAAUGACAUAAAUUUUUUGUUUUGUUACUUUAAAGAUAA